AUGCGUGAAGGCUCACUGGUGGUCUUGCAGCUUUUUAGGCUCGGCCUGGCCAUGUUAGAAUCAGUCACUGGCCCGGUGGUCGUAUUCGUAGAUUCGCGCUUUCAUGACAAUAAAGCUGCCAUGGUGGACGAAGCCCGCGCGCUCAUGGAUCUUUUUGACGGAGCUGAUGUCCGACGCUGGAGGGUUAUUAUCACGCUGCCAGCGACAGAAGAAGGCAUCCGUGCUGCGCACGAACUCACGAACGAGUACAAAAUACGCAUACAUCUCUCAAUGGUGACCUCCCUUGCGCAUGCCUGCGCCUGCAUCGAAGCCGGUGCGACUAUGCUGAGUAUGAAUGUCGGUCCAAUCAUGACAUGGUUCGAGAAGAAAGACGGUGACGAAGCCGAACACCAAAUUGCUCCCGGCCACCCUGGCAUCAAGACCGUUCAAUCCUGCAUAAAUUACAUUCGCCAAAACUCUCUGAACACUUCUUUGCUAGUCGCUGACAUUCGAGAUUGGGAUGAAUUGAAGCAAUUGAAUGGAAUUGACGCCGUCGCGCUGAAUCAAAAACUGCUCGAUCAGAUUUCCAUGCAAGGGCUUACGACCUGGUCCCCGGAGAUCAUGGAAGACUACGAGUUUUCGCCCGCAUACCGAUGCGCCCGCGAAGCUAAAUAUCCUUCCGACUUCCUGAAUCACGAGAGGGGUAUCGGAAUGGCUUUGUCCGCCGAAGAUCGUAGCCUUAUGUCUUCCGUGGUUUACAUCCCUCUUGGGCAAAACAAAGUUUUCAUGGAACAUAUUCAAGACGUCAUCAGAAAAGAAGUCAGGGAUCGGCUCUACCUUGACACCUUCGAUUUGCCCCGUACUCUGUACCGCCGUAAACAUGAAUUGAUUUUGGGCAAGGAUGCAAACAAGCCUAGGCGCCGCGAGCGGUUCUCUAUGAACACACCAGGUUCGUAG
Molecule: messenger RNA, 936 nt
Organism: Suillus clintonianus
Lineage: Eukaryota; Fungi; Basidiomycota; Agaricomycetes; Boletales; Suillaceae
Exons: 4
Coding region: 1-936 (311 amino acids)
Biological process (GO): carbohydrate metabolic process
Cellular component (GO): intracellular anatomical structure
Source: RefSeq, a predicted model, not a curated record